Molecule: messenger RNA, 1055 nt
Organism: Chinchilla lanigera (long-tailed chinchilla)
Lineage: Eukaryota; Metazoa; Chordata; Mammalia; Rodentia; Chinchillidae
Source: RefSeq, a predicted model, not a curated record
GCGCGGGGCCGGGGGCCUCGGGCGGGGGAGACAUGAGUGGGGCCGCGGGGACCAGAAACGCUCCAACUGCAGCGAGCCCGGGAAGGCGGCGCACCGCCGGCCGCUGGAGAAGGCCGCGGCGGCCGGCCAGAAGCUGCACCUCGCGGCUCCCCAGCUGCUCCACCGGCAGGUGAAGGUGGGGAGGCGGCGGCGCUCCCAAACCCUCAACGGCUCCCCGACGGAAGGGCGCGCGGACGGGGGCCCCUCCCGCCGCGGAGGGCAGAGAGCGGCCAAUCGGAAGACCCGGCGGAGGCCGGCCCAGCCCUGGACGCGUAAAGGCGAAGGGGAGAGAUUGAAAAAUUCUACGGUUUCUGAUCUCCUGCGGCCUCUUCUUGCCCCGCGCCGCGCAGGCCUUGGCGGCCGAGGCCGGCGUAGCCCCCAGUCGCUCCUUCAUGGGCUUUACUGCGCCCUUCACCAACAAGCGAAAGGCCUACUCGGAGCGCAGGAUCAUGGGGUGAGCGUCUUGUUCUCCCCUCUUUAUUAACCGUACUUGGGAUGUAACGUGAGGGUACCAGUAGUGGGCAGGAUUCAUCCCUGACCACCCCUCUUCUGAGCUGUAUUAUUGAUCCUUUUUAUCUCCCCCGCCAGCCUUCCAGCCCUCCUUACUGGGCAUGUGCAUUAAGUGAAACCGCAGACAAAUGCGAAGACCGUAGGGCAUUACUUCUCCGAUUGCCUCUGUCCACCUCAGUACUUCGGAACUGAGCCCAGGACCUUCACACUGAGCUAUAUUCCAGGUCUUUUUACCUUUUAGAAUUUUGAGAUAGGGUGUAAGUUGCCAGGUCGCCCAGCCUGAGCUCUAGUUUGCUUCCCUCCUGCCUCAGCCUCCCAGAGUGCUGAGAUUUCGGGUGUGUACCACAGUGCCUACUGUUUUUGUUUGUUUCAUUUUGUUUUGUUGUUUUCAUACUGGGGAUGGUGCUUGCUUCGACAACACAUAUAGGUACUGGGGACAGAACUCAAGACUUUGCACUGAGCUUUGCCCCUGCCCUUUGAGACAAGGUCUAUGAUCUCCAGCCUGG